Nicrophorus vespilloides is the source of this 5333-nucleotide messenger RNA. RefSeq lists its product as uncharacterized. Gene Ontology annotation, cellular component: cilium; cytoplasmic microtubule. The record is from RefSeq and is a predicted model, not a curated record. Bases 1 to 5085 code for a protein of 1694 amino acids. NCBI's taxonomy places the organism in Eukaryota, Metazoa, Arthropoda, Insecta, Coleoptera, Silphidae. Gene Ontology annotation, molecular function: microtubule binding. The transcript is spliced from 11 exons. Gene Ontology annotation, biological process: microtubule cytoskeleton organization.
AUGACAUAUUCCGAGCACAGCUAUGUAUCCACUUCCACGGCCUCCAUGGAGGACGAGAGCAAAGAGAGCGGAAGGGAAGGGACGUCGUUGGCAGCUGUUUGGGAACAUAUCGUGAAAACGAAAUCACUGCCAGAUGGAUUGAAUUUGGACGACUUUUUUCGGACCAUUCACGAAAGGUUAAGGAAUCCCGAAUGGGAAGUCCGUCAGCAUUCCUUGAGGUUAUUGGCUGAUACAAUACCGCUGAUUCCGGCCAAUCAACUCGAGUAUUAUGUGAGCUCUGUAUUAAACAGUCUGAUUGCCAAUUUGGGACAUCUCGGGCCGGCAGUUCGAAAGGGAGCAAUCGAUAGUUUGAGGGCUUAUAUAAAAUGCACACAGAAUCCGGAUGAAGUCAUUGUGAAUUUAAUAGAUACAGGAGUUGACAGAUCACAAGAGAAUCGCGUUCAGAAUAACGUGGUCUUAGGUAUAAUCAUAAGUAUACCUUACAUACUUAACAACAAGUUGAAAGAUGAUACUUUGUUGUACACCAUUCACAAGCUACUGGAUAAAAUAGUUAAAGUGGUCCACCAGGAAACCGUGGUUAAAUCCUUGUUGAGGAUUAAAGAGGUAGUUGGUAAAGAUUUCUUCGAUUUUGCAUUGACAUCUCAUCCAAGCUACAAUUCUCUUAAAGACUUCGAAAUGCUUUGCGAAGUCUAUGACUUGCGCGGAUUCAAAUUCACUAAGCGAAAGGAUUCAGAAGAAUUGCGCGUUUUCAACUACGACGAGGAUAAAGUAAUAUUGGAAACUGAAAUAAAACUGGAUUCGGGCUCCGCAAUCACCAUGAAAAUCCAUGAAGAAAAAAUCGAUGAGGAUAACUGCGCUACGUUUCAAGUGCUACCAGAUGACGAAGAACCUGUGAGAAGAACGCCGCGUCGCGUUAGAUUCGGAGGUGAAAUCGUAAAAUUGAGGACACCCGAUAGUGACAGUAAUCUUCAGAGUGAUAGUGAAGUAAUUAGAAGUGAUGGUGAUUCGACCGUGCAAAUAGAGUAUAUUGAGAAGGAGAUUAAGACUACUAAAAGUUUGAUCCCUGUUCCAAUUAAGCAGACCAGAUCAGCUCCGAGCAGUCCAGCUCGAACUAACCUCAAGAAAUCCAAAGUGUUUAGAUCUUCACCUAAUAUUCAAUCGCCGAAAGUCUACACAAGAUCUCGAAUUCCCAUUAAGCAGGGAAGAACUGUGGAAACUCAGAUACAAAUCAGAAUACAUGAGAAUCCAAAGAAGAAGUGCGAAUCUGAGUCUUUGAGAAGGAGGAAUUUGGAGAAGAUGGGAGCUGUGAGGACGAGGCGUAACAGUAGAGAGGAUGAAUUCAGUCCGACGCCAAUUCAUCACGAAAUCCAAGUUUUGCACAAUUUAACUCGAAGUCCUUCACCUUCUCGUGGAAAACCUGUAAAUAAAUUUGAAGAGGAUUUUAAGAAAAGGGAUUUAAAAGUUGAUAAUGUAACAGUUAAUAGUGAAAAUGAGGCGGUAAAUAGUUUCAUAACUUUUCCGACUGAUGUAAGUAAAACAUGUGAGGAGGAGAAACGCUCAAAAAAGCCGGCGCUUCCGAAAGAGCCAAAAGCACAAAAUAUAGUUAUCAUAGAGGAUUCAGUGGCUGCACCGAUUGAAGAUAAUUAUUUGAAAGUUCCCGCUGCGAAAUCAAAGGCAAAAGCAGUGGACGAGUUCAAGAGCUUCCACGUUUGCCAGGCGAAAAACGAAUCUCCGAUUCUGAACAAGGAUGGGGGUGAUUGCCUGACAUGUUCCAGUUCCGGAAGCGACGCUGAUGCAUGGUCUAAAUCAACAUCCGUUGAAGGAACGAUCCUGGAAGAUCUCCAAAACACGGACGAUCUGAGAUCCAGAUUGCGUGCUCUGGAGCGACUCAAUAGGAUCAGCAAAACUCCCGAAGGUCUCGAAGUCCUCGAAGGAAAGCUUGCUGUGCUUCUGGGAAUCUUAUUUACCGCAGAACAGCAACCGCUCUUGCAGAACGCGGCUGAGCAAAUCUUCGAUACGAUAUUCAGCAACGUAAAUCAACAGAUAUUGCAGCAAAGGCUACACCAGAUUUGCUUGAGUUUAAGCCGAUUGGGAUCACCGAAUGGGAUUAGAUUGGCGAUUUUGUUGAUGAAGAGAAUUCCACCCGGAUUGUUGGUGGAUCAGCUGUUAACUGACGCGAUUUCUGGAGCGAAGAGUUCGAAGGUUCGUGAAGGAGCUUUGCAGAUUUUGAUGACAAUUAGCAGAAUCUAUCCGAGCACGGAAAUAAACAUACCUAAAGCUACUACGGUGUCUGUUUUGGCUCUUAAAGACAAGAAGAGGAAAGUCAGACAAGCCGCUUUGGAGACUUUGGCAACUUUGGCACAAAUAAGUUCUACCAAAGACGUAUUGACCAUAGCGGAUCAAAUGGCUCAAACCGAUAAAGAAAACGAAGAAAUCUCGAAAAUCUUGAGGAUAAGGUUAUCGCGAAAGCAAUUACCAACUGUGCAUAUGAACGGGGUUGUUCGAUAUUCGACGCCGCAAUCUGAUUGCGAAAUCCAUUGGUUGUGUCACGGCAGUAACGGGUUUAAUAAUCUGGAUGAAAGUGGGAAAAGUCGUCGACGGUUUUACAGCGCUCAAAAUACCGAAAAGCUUACAAAUUGGAGACGCGACAAGAUUUCUUCCGCUACUUAUAAUACGAAAGAAAGUUCGGAAUCGGAAUCAAAUUCGGAUCAUCAGAGAUUCGUUAAUGUCGAUAGGUUCAUUAAUGUGUCUCCUAGUGAUAAUUGGAAGCAGGAUUUGAAGCUGAAGAGAUUGCAGUUUUCGGAGAGUAAACAGGAGACGGAAUGUUUGACUAGCUCUCGGGAUACGGAAAACUGUGGUUGGACUGAAGGGGAGAAGCCCAGUUUUUGGAUAAACGGGGUGGAAAAUGGGGAGAGUAUUGAGAGGAAGAAUACAAGUGAGGAGACGGAUUCAGUUAGUUCCGGAUCUAAUCAGAAAGUGAAUUAUUGGCGCAUUAAUAAAAGGCAUCACUCGACUUUAGACGAAGGCGACAGCGAUUGGUCUCAAUCAAUUAAAGAAGAUCCUUUGGCAAGGACGUCCACUACACAGGUUUGGGCGAUUGACCCUUCCGUUUUUGGGACUGCUGAAAAGGUUUCAACCACAAAUGGCACUUUGCAUCAAAUGCUUAUCGUCAAUGGUAAUGCCACGAAGAAAACUGCUUCCACGAAUACUACAGCACAAAGUUACCGCGAAGGAGCUACGAACACAUCUCCGAUAUUUAAGAGACGUCCUAGAGGACGAUCGUUCUCACCACCAGAACCUCAGACUACCACAUCCAGAUUCAAUGGCGUCAUGCGAUGGCAAUCUGCUGAAAGUGAAGAUUAUGAACAAAUCAGGAAGAGUUAUAGCAGCGAUCAUUUAACUGCCAGAAGAGCUAUACAAAGGGACACUGAAUCGGCAUCUUCAUCAAGUUCGUCGAUGAGACAACCUGGAAAUUGGUAUGGCGAUUUCAGAUCCGGAAUUCCGGUUCCCGUCGCUGAAGACCGGAAGUUUAGGAUACGACAUAGGAAAACUCAGCACCGACAUAAAGGACCCAUGACGAUACCUUAUCGAUACAUCGUGAAAUCACCGAGUCCACUCUCCACGCCGGAAAAGAUUAUUGCUAGACCUGAGCAGGAUAACAUCUUGGAUCGACAACCUCAAUCAUCUGGAAGUGAAUCUUCCGGUUACUUCACGCCACCGCCGGAACCGGAAAUUGAAGAGCGCGCUGUCACUCCACUGUCCAGUCCCAAGGAGUCGACACCUGUCAUUUCACUGCAAUCAACCCCGAGCAAGGAUAAUUCCUCCGAUAUAACGCCUAUUCCAAGUCCCAUCGAAAGUCCUAAAAGAGAUGUCACACCUACGCCAAGUCCAAAGCACCAUUUCCCCUCCCAACCAGCGACGCCGAAGAGGAUUUUCAAGAGACACGCGACGUCUACUAGUUUGGACGAACUUGCAUCCACCAUCAAACCAAAUCCUUUGAGUGCAAUGAGCAGUUUCGAUGCCGUCGAUUUCACGCACAUCACCUUCUCCGAACAUCGAGAACUCUCCAAAUCUGAAGUGGACAUCAUCAUCUCCACGCAAGUUAUCAGGAAAACCACGAACUCUGCUCCAAGUUUAAACGAGAUUCCGAAGACGAGUCAGGAACCCGAACCUGUAUUAUUACCAGGAUCGAUACCAGACCCUGACCCAGAACCAGAACCGCAAUUAGAACAAGAACCAGAAGUUAUACCUGAACCGGAACCAGAACCUGAAAUACAGGAAGUAAUUGUUCAACAGCCGAAACCGCGAUCGUUGGCCACAGUUUCUGCGAAGAAAUCAUUAUCCUAUCGCCGAAAAUGCAAAUCGACAAACGUAAACGUAGUGAGUGAUCACGUUUGUCCAUUCGCAAAACCGAAAGAGGCUCUGAACGAAGUUAUUUCGCAACUGGAGAGCACUGAAUGGGAAACGACGAUGAAGGGUUUGCAGGACUUCGUACGCUUGAUUAAGUUCCACAAAGAACUCGUUGAAAAUAACAUGCACAACUUGUGCGUUUUACUAAGUAGACAUAUACGUAACUUGAGAUCUCAGGUGGCAAGAAGUGCUUGUCUAGUUACAUCUGAGUUGUUUAGUAUGAGCCGAAGACCAGUUGAGCUGGAGUUGGACGAGUUGGCUUCAGCGCUCCUUCAUAGGACGGCCGAUACCAACAAGUUCUUGAGGACCGAUGCGAACGCCGCUUUGGACAAUAUGAUUGCAAAUCUAUCCAUACCGAAGGUCGUUAAUGUCAUUUCACAUCGAGGCUGCAAUCAUCAGAAUGCCGUAGUUCGCUGCGCCUCCGCAAGACUUCUAUGCCAUAUCGUUUCAAAGUUAGGCGCGGAAAAGAUCUUCCAAUUGCCGAGAGACACAAGGGAUAAAAUUUUGUUGGCAGGCGCCAACUUGCUGAUGGAAGGAAGCUUGGAAACAAGGAAACAUUCGAAAAUGCUUUUGGGUCAACUGAGUGGACACAGCCAGUUCCAAAAGGCCUUGACCGAAGCCGUACCCUCCAGUGUAUUGAGGCACAUCGAUAAGACGUUAAGGACGAUAAUGUAAAAAAAACUAAGAUUUGGUGUCGUUCUGAAUGUUUUGCCACGUCGCAAAACAAAUUUACGAGCGAUAUAAUUUUGUCGUCUAAUCGAUUUACAUCAUUCUAAAAUACUCAAAUGUAAGGUAUUGCGUUGCAGCCACGUAUGAGAUACAAGUGUUAGUAUAUAAGAACAAUGAAACUGCUGUCAAUUCCAAAUAUAACUUGGAACAUAUGUAUGUCUCAUACAUAAAUAGUAUGAAUACAGUUGGUUAAA